This is a messenger RNA of Gopherus flavomarginatus (Mexican gopher tortoise), 1200 nucleotides long. Its product is annotated as gonadotropin-releasing hormone II receptor-like. Gene Ontology annotation, biological process: G protein-coupled receptor signaling pathway. The transcript is spliced from 3 exons. Gene Ontology annotation, cellular component: membrane. Gene Ontology annotation, molecular function: peptide binding; gonadotropin-releasing hormone receptor activity. NCBI's taxonomy places the organism in Eukaryota, Metazoa, Chordata, Testudines, Testudinidae. The record is from RefSeq and is a predicted model, not a curated record. The coding region runs from base 1 to 1200 and encodes 399 amino acids.
AUGAACGUCAGCCAGCGAGCGGGCACGGUGCCCUGCAGCAGCCUCCCGCCCACCGAGGGCAGCUGUGGGUGGGGGCCCUGGCCCAACGGGACCGAGGGGGCCCUGCAGCUGCCCACCUUCUCCCCCGCCGCCAAGGCCCGCGUCAUCCUCACCUUCGUGCUCCUCACCCUCUCGGCCGCCGGCAACCUGGCGGUGCUGUGGGCGGGCGCGGGCGGGCGGCGCGGGAAGCUCUCGCACGUCCGCGUGCUCCUGCUGCACCUGGCGGCGGCCGACCUGCUGGUCACCUUCGUGGUGAUGCCGCUGGACGCCGGCUGGAACCUCACGGUGCAGUGGCAGGCGGGGGACCUGGCCUGCCGCCUCCUCAUGUACCUCAAGCUGCUGGCCAUGUACGCCUCGGCCUUCAUCACCGUGGUGAUCAGCCUGGACCGCCAGGCAGCCAUCCUGCGCCCGCUGGCCAUCGCCCAGGCCCACAGGAGGAACCGCCUCAUGCUGUACGCGGCCUGGCUGCUGAGUGCUGGGCUCUCCCUGCCCCAGCUGUUCCUGUUCCACACAGUCACCAUCCACUCCCCGCAGAACUUCACCCAGUGCACCACGCAGGGCAGCUUUCCCCAGCGCUGGCACGAGACGGCCUACAACAUGCUGGGCUUCGCCUGCCUCUUCCUCCUGCCCCUGCUCAUCAUGGUCUGCUGCUACGCCCGCAUCCUGCUGGAGAUCUCCCGCCGCAUGGGCACCAGCCUCUUCUCCAAGGAGGUGCCCCUGCGCCGCUCCACCACCAACAUCCCGCGGGCGCGGCUGCGUGUGCUCAAGCUGAGCCUGGUCAUCGUCAGCUCCUUCGUCGUGUGCUGGACGCCCUACUACCUGCUGGGCCUCUGGUACUGGUUCUGCCCCCGCGCCAUGGAGGAGACGGUCUCGCCAUCCCUCGCCCACGUCCUCUUCAUCUUCGGCCUCCUUAACGCCUGCCUGGACCCCCUCACUUACGGCCUCUUCACCAUCCCCUUCCACAGGGGGCUGGGGCACUGCUGCCGGGGGGGGCACAGAGCGGGGCCCGAGCCCUGUUCCCCGCCAACUGGAUCCUUGCGCUGCUCCGCCACCUCCUUGCAUGCCAAGCGGGGUGCCACGGCCACCCCGGUGCACGAGACGCCCACAGCCCAGAGCUACCUGGGCAAUGGGACCAGCAGUGUCGACAGCAGCUACCUGUGA